This is a messenger RNA of Prinia subflava (tawny-flanked prinia), 3254 nucleotides long. RefSeq names its product basic proline-rich protein-like. The record is from RefSeq and is a predicted model, not a curated record. Lineage: Eukaryota; Metazoa; Chordata; Aves; Passeriformes; Cisticolidae. Bases 8 to 1078 code for a protein of 356 amino acids. The transcript has 2 exons.
CCCAGUAAUGCUGGUUAAAUGCGUUUCGCUGGAGGCGAGACCACAAGCUGCUUUCCAACCCCACUUUCUCCGCGCUGAUGCCGGCGGUGCCCUCCUGCCCCAGCGGGGCGCGCAGCCCCCGCCCGGCCCGCACAACUUUCCCCGUGUUCCCCUAUCUCGGCUGGCGCUCCCGCCGCUGUCCGCAGCCGCCCUGGGGAGGAGGCGGCGGCGGCGGGGCCGUGCUGGCGGCGGGCGCUCCGUGCAUCCUCCGGCGGCGGUGGAUGAGCCGAUCUGCGGCAGGUCACCGGCGCUGCCCCCGCCUUCCCGGAUACCGCCGCAGCUCUCCCCUCCCGGCCACCGGUACCCAGAGCGGUGCUCCCCGCCCGGGUCCUCCCUCUCCUCCAACCCGGAGGCGCCUGAUGCGCCGCCCGCAGAUCUCCUCCGGCUCCUCCCGGUGCGGCUUCUCCCCGCUCCUCCUCCGCGCCCGCCACCCCGCUGCCAGCCCCCCGCCUCGGCUCUCCCCCAGGCCUUCCCAACUUUCCCCGCCGGCAGCCGCGGUCUCUGCCGCCGGCCGCUCGCCUGCCCAGCCCGGCCCGCGGGGGCGCGGGGAGCGGCAGCCUGCGGGGGGCAAGGCAGCCUGGCCGGGCAGCGGCUCGGGGCUGCCACCGCUCCGCGGGCUCUCCGCAGGGUUUGCCCGUCCCCGUUUCCCCCGCGGCAAGGGAACGCCGAGGGGGCACGGCCCGGGGAGCUGCCCCCAGCGCCCUUGGGGCAGCCGGACCGACGGCGGCGCCGCCUGCCCCGCGGGCGCGGCGAGCCCUUGGCGGGGAAGGGGGACCCUGUGGGGGCCGGAGGGGCGCGGAGCGGCGGUGCCCCGGGAAGCGGCGCUGGCUCGGGAAGCGGCGCUGCCCCGGGAGGCGCCGGCCCCGCUCCCCCCGCGCCGCCGGGGCCGCCCGGGGCUCUGAGGCACCGCGCUGCCCACAAGGCCGGGCUCGCAGCGCCCCCGCCGGGCCGCCGCGGGAAGCGCCGCCGGCCGGCCCCGCCGCCGGCUGCCCUCACCGACCGCCUCACACGGGCUGAGGGGAGACCCCUGCCAUUGUAAUUUUAAACUGCGCGAAACUCGCUUGCCUGCCAAUAUCCCUCCUCAUGCGGGCUGGGGGGAGCUGGUGACAAGCGGCGGGGCACGCACCGCAGCCAGGGCUGCCGGAGGAGGGGCAGGCUCCCUUUUGUAAUUUGGCGGGAGGGGCUUGAUCCGCAAUGGGUUUCCUGGAGGACUUUUUUGAGCAGAGUUAGGCGCGCAUUUGUCCUCAGGCUUCAUGUGGUUCGCCACAGGAUUGCGCAGCGCAGCGGCGUUCUCACGGAAAGCAUUGCACUGCAAGGUGUUUUGGAAAGACCUGGUGAAAGACUGACAGCACCGGCGAAAUUAGCAAGGAGGUUCUGUGAUGUGGAGCUGGAACUGAUGUCAUGAGAAGCAGGAAAAAUUGACUGAUGCGGGCCCUAUUCAUCGGUCUUAUUGACAAUACAUACUGAAUUAUAUCAUUUUUAUAUGUGCAUUUUGGAAGGGUCUUGAAAGGCUUUUAAGAUACUGCAAAUUUUAUGAUUUGGAUGUGCUUGGUGGAAGGAUAAGACCCUUCUGAUGGGAUGGCAGGAGGAGAAAUGGUGCACUCCCAUGGGGCUGUGGAGGCUGGCAAGGUUACAAUAUUGUGGAACUCUCUGGUUGUUUGGCACUGAUUUUGGUUUCACAAAAUUAAGCUACCUGUCAGCAAAUAUAGUAAAGUUUUCUGUGACUUUGAAAUACAAAAAUAAACAACAAUAAAAAUAAGAAAGACUAUCAGAAGUCCAGGAAACAAAAGACUGGUCCACCUCACCUCAACCCAAAAGAGAAAUCUGGGACAAGUCUUUGUGAAGACUUACAUGAGAUUUGGGUGGGUAGUUGGAAGGAAUGUUCCUCAGGGUUGAUGCUAGUGCCAGCAGUGUUUAUCAUCUCCACUGAUGCUCCCAGUGCCAAGGUGGAAUACAUACUCAGGGAGUUCCCAGACAGCACCAAAUGGAGGGAGGGUAGUCAGUAUGUUGGGAAGGUAAUCCAAGAGUAAAGAAGGAAGAAAGUCAAAAAGUGGCAGAGCAGAAAAUAGAGGCAUGUUUUGAUUGUCAACAGCCAACUCAGUUUGAAAAACUCCUUUAUGUGCUUUUUAUUAAGGGCAGUGAUAUUAUUCAGCAACAUUUAGAGUGGUUUAGAAUUACCUUCAAGAUUUAUUUGAUUUUUGGCACAUUAAGGAAGGAGCCAUGGGCAUUUGCUCUGGAUACCUGACUACUGUUCAGUGUUUUGAAUCAUGCACUCACAUAUUUGAUUGUUGAAAAAAACCUAGACUCUGAAAUUAAUACAAUUCCAUCAAGAUAUUUGUGAAGGUGUUCAGGUAGAACAGGAAACUCAGAUUCACACGCAGAAUGAGUACCCCAUGACUAUGUUGCAAAGAAUGUGCAAUGAAUGAGUGGAAGCUAAUAUUUCUGUGCUUUUCAAAAAGAAACUGAACCAGACUCUCAAAUAUUUUUCUAGGGUUUCCACUAGGGCACAAGGUGAAUAAUUCACUAGAACUGCUCAUACACAAUGGCAAAUGUUUGCAGAACCAGGCUAUUAGUUCAGGUAAAUAGAGCUAUUUGUACUUGUGUGUAAAAUGUUGAUUAUUUGACUGUACAUGGUAUACAUUGGCAAAGAGUCCAGAGGGAAAUAACAAUGACUGAGAGAAGGCUUGAAUAUAUCUAAUGUGUUAUCCCAACUGUUAAUCCUGAAAAACAUAUAGCAGCGUAACUUGGCAUCUAAAGAAAGAUUUUUCCAUGUAAACUCUGCAGAGAAAUAAACUUAGAACUUUGAAAAUUGCUAUACAUCAUGUCAAUUCCCAUGUUAGCUGUACUAACUGUAAUGGAAAGUACUAUCUGUCAAGUGUUCUGGAGACUGAUUUUCCUCAUUAAAAAUCAGAUGACCAUUAGUUAAAGUACCCUUUUAUAUAAAAUUAGGAAAAUUUAGAUUUGAAAGGACCCCUGGGAGUCACCCAGUCCCAUACCCCACUCAGCAAAGACCUAAUUGCAAACUCUGAUCAGGUUGAAGGUGGCUUUGUCCCGCUGACUUCUGAAAAUCCGCAGGGAUGGAGGUUCCCCAGUCUUUCUGGAUGGUUUCUUCCAGUGCUGACCUACUGUCACUAUGAAGAAUUUCUUCCUCUUGUCUGGUCAAAGCAAUUGUGACCUUUGUCUCAUGUCCUUUUGCUGAGCACUUCUAGGAAUGG